Messenger RNA from Monopterus albus (swamp eel), 858 nucleotides. RefSeq names its product general transcription factor II-I repeat domain-containing protein 2-like. The transcript is spliced from 2 exons. The coding region runs from base 70 to 324 and encodes 84 amino acids. NCBI's taxonomy places the organism in Eukaryota, Metazoa, Chordata, Actinopteri, Synbranchiformes, Synbranchidae. The record is from RefSeq and is a predicted model, not a curated record.
CAAAGCUAGUGUGUCCCGCUCAGGCAAGAGCUUUCUCCCAGAUCAGCCUCUCAGCUAAUUAUUACGGAGAUGUUUGACCACAUAAAGGCCUUUCAGAGAAAACUGCAGCUACUGUGUCGACAUCUGUCAGCAGGAAACCUGGCUCACUUCCCCAGUCUGAGAGAGGUAAACCUGGUACAACAGAAACUGUCUGAAUAUGCAACACUUGUCAGCAACCUAGACCUGGAGUUUGAAAUGCGCUUUCAGGACUUCAGGAAGAAUUCAGGUGACAUGGAGCUGUUUUCCCAACCCUUCAGCACAAGUGUGGACUGUGUCCCUGAUUGAGUUUUAGUGCGAUUCAGAGCUGAGGAAUAAAUUCAUGUCACUGAAACUGAAGGACUUCUACACACACGUCUCACCAGAACGGUACCCGAACAUUAGGAAGCAUGCACAGGUGAUGUUAUCUCUGUUUGGCAGCACCUACAUUUGUGAACAGACUUUCAGUGUAAUGAACCUUAACAAAACCAGGCUCAGAAGCACUCUGACUGAUCUACACCUGCAGGACCUUCUCACCCUCUCAGUUUACACAGCUUCAGCCUGACAUUGAGAGGCUGGUCAAAGCCAAAGACCAGCUUCAUGUGUCUCACUAAUAGUGUCAAACUGCUGCUGUUGGCUGUUAAUAUGGACAUAAUUUGUGGUUAAAUAAAGAUUCAUUUGCUUUGUAUUUGCUUCUUGUUCUUUGUACAAAGAGUGAAAUGUUAAAUACCUUUAUAAUAAACACAUAUCCCCGCCGCCGCCACCCACCCGGCCCUCGGCCCAGUAACGCAUUUUCAUUUUGGCCCUCUGAGGGGAAAAGUUUGGGCACCCCUGUAUUAGACA